CGCCCCCUCUUCGCAUAAUUUGCUCACUCCCUCGCCCACCCUUUGGCCAUCUCUCGACUCCUCGGCGUAGAUCAGCGGAGGUUGGGAAACCCUAACCUCCUCAAUCUUCAAAGCUAACGACGCUUUGCUUCUCUCACACUCUUAAUCGAUCGAUUCAACGGUUCAGUCAUGGCGGGUGUCGCACCAGAAGGUUCUCUAUAUGACGCGCGUCAGUAUGAUGCCAAAAUGACUGAGCUUCUCUCAGCUGAUGGGCAGGAAUUCUUCACAUCAUAUGAUGAAGUCUAUGAUACCUUUGAUUCUAUGGGCUUGCAAGAGAACCUCUUGAGGGGCAUCUAUGCAUAUGGUUUUGAAAAACCUUCAGCAAUCCAGCAAAGGGGAAUUGUUCCCUUCAUCAAGGGCCUUGAUGUAAUUCAACAAGCUCAAUCUGGAACUGGAAAGACAGCAACCUUUUGCUCUGGUAUCCUUCAACAGCUUGACUAUGGGUUAGUGGAAUGCCAAGGGUUGGUUUUAGCUCCAACUCGUGAGCUUGCUCAGCAGAUUGAGAAGGUAAUGCGAGCACUUGGUGACUAUCUUGGUGUGAAGGUACAUGCUUGUGUGGGUGGCACAAGUGUACGUGAAGAUCAGCGCAUUCUUUCAAGUGGGGUUCAUGUUGUUGUUGGCACUCCUGGUCGUGUAUUUGACAUGCUGAGGAGACAGUCACUUCGUCCUGAUUACAUUCGGAUGUUUGUGUUAGAUGAGGCAGAUGAAAUGCUUUCUCGUGGGUUCAAGGAUCAGAUCUAUGAUAUAUUCCAGCUUCUACCUUCAAAAGUUCAGGUUGGUCUAUUCUCAGCCACAAUGCCCCCAGAGGCUCUUGAAAUUACUAGGAAGUUUAUGAACAAACCUGUGAGAAUUCUUGUGAAGCGGGAUGAGCUCACUCUAGAGGGUAUAAAGCAAUUUUAUGUCAAUGUUGAAAAGGAAGAAUGGAAGUUUGAGACACUGUGCGAUCUUUAUGAAACCUUAGCCAUCACACAGAGUGUGAUCUUUGUGAACACACGACGCAAGGUUGACUGGCUGACUGACAAAAUGCGGAGCCGGGACCAUACAGUUUCAGCCACUCAUGGUGACAUGGACCAGAAUACAAGAGAUAUUAUCAUGCGUGAAUUUCGCUCUGGUUCUUCUCGUGUUCUGAUCACGACUGAUCUUUUGGCCCGAGGUAUUGACGUCCAGCAAGUUUCCCUUGUCAUAAACUAUGAUCUCCCCACUCAGCCUGAGAACUAUCUCCAUCGUAUUGGGCGUAGUGGACGAUUUGGCAGGAAGGGUGUUUCCAUCAAUUUUGUGACAAGGGAUGAUGAAAGAAUGCUGGCUGACAUCCAGAGGUUUUACAGUGUGGUAAUUGAGGAGCUGCCAUCGAACAUUGCUGAUCUCCUAUGAAGAUUUUGCGUUCUAUUAGUUAAGAAUGAUCAGCAAUUUUCUAAUUUACUAGCCAAGUACUAUUUAUCAUGCUGUUUUGUUUAAUAGGUGUAUUGUUUGUUUACAUCUAAGAUGUUUGGAGUAAACCGAGUAUUUUGAGUAGUUAUGAGUGCUCUGCUGCAUUCGCACAACAUGUUAUUAGCUAUCAAACUUCCUCAUGAAAGUUUUUAGCGGCCA
Molecule: messenger RNA, 1626 nt
Organism: Diospyros lotus (date-plum)
Lineage: Eukaryota; Viridiplantae; Streptophyta; Magnoliopsida; Ericales; Ebenaceae
Product: eukaryotic initiation factor 4A-9-like
Exons: 5
Coding region: 169-1410 (413 amino acids)
Biological process (GO): cytoplasmic translational initiation
Cellular component (GO): cytoplasmic stress granule
Molecular function (GO): RNA helicase activity; translation initiation factor activity; ATP binding
Source: RefSeq, a predicted model, not a curated record